Molecule: messenger RNA, 1037 nt
Organism: Vicia villosa (hairy vetch)
Lineage: Eukaryota; Viridiplantae; Streptophyta; Magnoliopsida; Fabales; Fabaceae
Product: mediator of RNA polymerase II transcription subunit 6
Exons: 5
Coding region: 78-824 (248 amino acids)
Biological process (GO): regulation of transcription by RNA polymerase II
Cellular component (GO): core mediator complex; mediator complex
Molecular function (GO): transcription coactivator activity
Source: RefSeq, a predicted model, not a curated record
GCAUUCAAUUUUAAAUAAUCACCAAAGAAGUGAAACAAGUGUAAGAUUCAUAAUAGAAAAACAAAGCGGCACCGGCAAUGGCGACACCGGGAGUCGGAAUGUUGGACGGCGGAGUCCCAACGGCGCAACCACCCGGAACUGACAUGACCGGAAUCUGCUUCCGAGACCAGUUAUGGCUAAACACUUACCCUCUCGAUCGUAACCUCGUCUUCGAUUACUUUGCUCUGUCACCGUUCUACGACUGGACUUGCAACAACGAACAAAUUCGAAUGCGAUCUCUUCACCCACUCGAUCCAUCUCAACUCACGAAAAUGACGGGUAUAGAGUAUGUGCUGAGUGAAGUUAUGGAACCUCACCUUUUCAUUAUUCGGAAACAGAAGAGAGAUAGUCCUGAUAAAGUUACUCCAAUGCUUGCUUAUUACAUCUUGGAUGGGUCAAUUUAUCAGUCUCCGCAGUUAUCCAAUGUUUUUGCUGCUAGAGUAGGAAGGGCACUUUAUUAUAUUCAAAAGGCAUUUACUACAGCUGCCUCUAAGUUGGAAAAGAUUGGAUAUGUUGAUACUGAAAAGGAGACUACAGUGCCGGAACCGAAGGCCGCUAAGGAGACAAUUGACUUAAAAGAAAUCAAACGAGUGGAUCAUAUUCUUGCAUCUUUGCAACGCAAGCUUCCGCCAGCUCCACCUCCACCACCAUUUCCAGAAGGGUAUGUUCCGCCUUCAACAGCAGAAACUGAGAAAGGUCCUGAAACUCAGGAAGCAACUGAGUCGCAAGCACCUACUGUUGAUCCAAUAAUUGAUCAAGGACCUGCAAAAAGAAUGAAAUUUUGAGAUAAAAGGAAAACAGCAAGAGAAGCUGAUUAAUGUGUAUUCCUUCCAGGAAGGCCUAGCUGAAAUAUGGUUAACUUCGAGUUUUUCUCCCCAUGAAUGUACAUAAAUCUCUGAUAGGCUCACUGUGGAUGGUAACAAAUUUUAACUUUCCAUUCUCAAUAUAUAGACUGACAGUGUAAACAAUAUCAAUUUUCAUUGGAAAUUUUCUAUCCA